AUGUCUGUAUAUAUCACCACCGAACCAGCGAACCGGAUCGUAGACGGGAUCACGCCCGAUUGGAUCCACCCGCAUCUAAUCCAAAGCACCGACCCGAUCAAAGGCCGCCAGUUUCGAGUCUCCGGUCCCAUUCCCAAAGGCGCCUGUCUUCUUGUGGAUCGCCCCUACGCAAUAAUACCCGUUGACGAAAACCCCGACAACCUCAUCUGCAGCUAUCCCGCUUGUAAUCGACCGGCUUGCAAUCCAGAGCGGAAUCCAUGCCCGAACGCCUGCCUCCCGGACGUCAUUUGGUGCAGCAGUACGUGCCGGGUGGCUGAUCAAGUACGGCAUGGGUUUGAGUGCACUUGGCUCAAACGGUAUGCUGGGCCAAUUCGCUCCAAAUGGAGUGAAUAUGACUUCGGCAUGCUGUGGGUGAUUGUUCGCCUGCUUGCCAUGCGUCACAGCCAAAUGCAUAAGUUAUCGGCAGCCAGUGGCGGUGCGUCAGUCCAACAAUUAGAACAUGGAUGGGAUGGCAUUGACUCGCUCUGUGGAUCGUCGGAUACCUGGUCCCAUGACAAAGUGCGAUUGUGGUCUACCUUGGUGAAGAAGUAUCUACGGAGCAGCUCUGCCUUUCCCCAUGACAUGGGGAUAGAUCGUGUUCUCCAUCUCAUAUGCCAGGAAGAAGCAAACUCUUUUGGUCUAUAUCCACGUGAGACUGGCCACUUCCCUGUCCCUAAGCCUCCAGUCGAUCGUGGGGAACAGUACGCCGCAGCGGUGUAUCCCACUGCAGCAAUAGCCAACCAUUCGUGUUCGCCAAAUAUCAUUCAUAAAGCCGACGAAAAAGGCCGCAUGGUCUUCACUGCAUCUCGCGAUAUCUUCCCCGGCGAAGAAUGCUGUAUAUCAUACUUCGACUUGACGCAAUACAAUGACCUCAAAUCACGCCGCGAUCAUCUUCGAAAAUCGUUCCUUUUUGUGUGUCAGUGUCAGAGGUGUGUCUCGGAGGAACCCGUCGAAGAAGAGACCGGAUGGGAUGCCCUGCCGAUGAUGGAAUCAUUAUAA
Messenger RNA from Penicillium salamii, 1038 nucleotides. The record is from the annotation of a GenBank genome assembly. NCBI's taxonomy places the organism in Eukaryota, Fungi, Ascomycota, Eurotiomycetes, Eurotiales, Aspergillaceae.